Molecule: messenger RNA, 2084 nt
Organism: Porites lobata
Lineage: Eukaryota; Metazoa; Cnidaria; Anthozoa; Scleractinia; Poritidae
Source: the annotation of a GenBank genome assembly
AUGGCAGCUUCACGGCUCAUUCGUUUGGUUUUUCUGACUGUUAAUGUUCUGAUGGCAGUGGUACUGGUGAUAUCCAACUCGGACUUCUGUGCCAGCGUUUUUGAAACUCAAACAGGUAAAUUAACUCCUGCGGCUUUGUAAAACGGUUUUCUAAAACGUUUUCUAAGAUGCAAACAAACUACCGUUUUUUUUUUUGGUUUUUUUUUUCAAAGUUUAGUUUUCAGUAGACUCUUUUAUUACACGUUUUAAAUGGUCAUUUUGAUAAAUCUGAGAUGACAAACUUGGGCAUUUUAAAAGAAUUAGUUUCCUCUUAUCGACUUUAUCUGAUGUUAAAAUUGCUUACAACUUUUAUCACUUUUUUUGCUUCUGACGAUUCGCGCUUGUAUCAAAUCGCAAUUUUGCAAGCGAGUAUAUCUCUUUAUCGUAAAAGAUUAUAAAACUGUUCAGCUAAAAAAAUGAAUUAAUGUAUGUCCUAGCUUUAUGUUAAACUCCACUGUAUUUUGCUUAUUCCCCUGUUUUAUAUUACUUCAUGUUUCAGACCAUGUUUUAGUUGGUCAUGUCAUGAGUACAUCAACUGUUGCUGACGAGUUUGAAUGUCACCAAAAAUGUCUCAGAAAUAACAGCUGCAAGUCGUUUAAUGUUCAUCCUGGUGUAGAUAUUGCAAAACGACUUUGUGAGCUCAACAACAAAACACGGAAGAUGAAGCCGGACGAUUUCAUUAGGAAGAAAGGAUCUUCUUAUUAUGGACAAGUUAAGGUCAGAUCCACUGUUUGAACAUAAACUAUCGCUUUUUUAUAAAACUGUUAUUUAAAAAAACUCUAAACUCUAAACAACUAAUUAGGGACCUUAAGAUGAGACGACGGCGACGGCAACGAGAAUGUCAUAAAAGCAAUAGGUUUUUAAAACAAGCAAGUUAUUAAAAUAAGAAAAACAACAAGAAAAAAACAACUUUCCUCGUGCAUAACACUUUUUUGUACAUUUCUUUACGUUUUGCACGACAAUGACGUUAAAAUGCCUAAUUUCAUGUUUUAUAGAGGAUGUCAUUAAAACAUUCAAGCAACGACGAGAUUUUCUCUCUCUUUCUUACCUUGGGUAAGGUUCUUAGGAAUUCAACUCCAGGAGAGUUCGUGUACAUUCGACAAAGUAAGCGUGAUGGAACAAUCGCGAUGACGAUGGAAAACCGCGAAAACAUUUUUAAGCGACGUUUUACCUGCUGUCGCCGUCCUCGCAUCUUAGGGUCCCUAUUAAAACAUUUGUUUACCACGGUCACCCUGUUCGGUUUUUUCGGAAUUUUAACAGGUAAGUAUUUAAUUUCUUAGACUUUUCGGCACAAAUUCUACGGAGUUUUGAGAUCAGCUUCUUACGAAUUGCUUCAUGUUAUGCGAAUUCAAGUGGUUAUCUUUGCAGAACUCUAAUAUCGUAAAUAGUACUUUUGGCGACAUUUUCUUUUAAAUAAUGUUUUUGACACCGGUUUGCCUGUGUCUUAGUAACGUAUAUGUUUUUACCCACACGAAAAAUAUCGCGUAUGGCAGGGUACAAGAAGAAGGUAUAUCAAUAUAUUUAACAAUCAUCAUGAGUAUCAUCUAAAAAAUUAUGGAGAUCGAGGAGGGUGUUAUCUGCCUCGACCAAUCAGAAACAGAGAAAUAUUUUGAAUGAAUAAUAAUUAUUUAUAUUACUUCUAAAGCAAACAAAAGUGGUAAUAACUAAAGCACAUAAUGACGUCAUCUAUAGUUGUUAUCUAUUGUUUGAUGUUUCUCAUUUCAAUUCCUUAUUUCCUUCUCAGGUUUCCUGCGAAGAUCUGCCCACCAACAAGAAGAAACAAACUGGUCAUUGUCAUCCGGACUACACAGGAAAAAGAUGUGAAAUUCGUGAGUAACGCUCGUCUAUUUUUAAAUUUGAUUUUACUAUUGCCUCACGGAGGAGCAAAUAUUUACCAUAUAUAGUCUGUUUUAUUAUCUGCUGCAGCAAAGCGAGGCUGGAAUUCCAAGCUGCCUGCUUAUUCCUGUAAGAGCAUCCGGGACUCUGGUGGCUCUAAAGGAGACGGAGGUACUGGAUCGACCCUGAGAACAGUGGAAACCCGUUGA